This is a messenger RNA of Aspergillus luchuensis, 684 nucleotides long. RefSeq lists its product as uncharacterized. The record is from RefSeq and is a predicted model, not a curated record. The transcript has 3 exons. Lineage: Eukaryota; Fungi; Ascomycota; Eurotiomycetes; Eurotiales; Aspergillaceae. Bases 1 to 684 code for a protein of 227 amino acids.
AUGUCUACUCCCUUCGACCUUCGCAACCCCGGACGCCCAGUCCAUGUCGGCGUUGUCCUGUUGAAUACUGUAACUGAACACCUUGACAUUGCACCCGUUGGCUUCUUCCACAACUUCAGCACCUCCUUCAUCAAAAACCUCCCACCAUUCGCCAUCUCCGACGACCUCAGAUCCCAAGCCCUAGACUUCGUCACCCACUGGGUCACAGAAGAUGGCACGACCCCGGGCUCCCUGAGCGGAAACCUCAAAGUCAUCCCCACGGACUCCUUCGCCACCUGCCCACCCCUCGACAUCGUGCUCAUCGGCGCCGGUCAAAUGGGCUACCAAGCCACCACUACAGAGAAAAAUUUCCUCCGGAAGUGCUACGCCGAAUGUUCCGCAUUCUUGUCUGUUUGCGGUGCGUCGGACGCCCUCCUAGCGACGGGCAUCUUGGAAGGCAAGACGGCGACAGGUCCACUUUCGUUUCUGCCAUUGUUUCGUGAGAUAGCUCCGGGCACGAACUGGGUGCAGAAGAGAUGGGUGAGGGAUGGAAAGAUGUGGACUACGGGGACGUUGUUAAACGGCCUGGAUAUGAUUGCUGCGUUCGGGAGGGAGGUUUGGGGUGGGGAAGGGACUCUGGUGGAACAUGUCCUUCUGACAGGGUAUUUUCCGAGCAGGAAUGUGGAUUAUGAGGAUGAGAAGUGA